AUGCUUAAAUCAUUUGUUUUUUUUGCAGCAGUUUUAGCACCAUCCAUCUUUGCUUUGCCUGAGCCACAGACCUCAGUUGUCAGAGACGGUCAAUAUGCCAAUUAUACCUUGAGUUAUGGCACUGAUAAAAUUAUUAGCUCAAAAGCAAUCUUUGAUAGUCGUGGAAAAUGGAAAGAAGAUUCAAAUGUUGAGCUCUAUGAUAUCAAGUAUACUGAUUCAUUCUCUGACACUGAUAUCAGUUUUGAUGGUUCCAGUUUCACCGCUAAUUGGAAAAUUGAAGACACUAAUCAACUAGUCUCAAUCUAUUUCCUUGCAAAGACAACUGAUGGUUCUGAUUUUGCUCAAGAUGUUGAGCUUUCAAUCACUGGAAAAUAUAAAGAGUGCGAUGAGUGUGAUGCUUAUAUCGCGUUACCUCGUUCUAUCAAGUCAUGA
This is a messenger RNA of Hansenula anomala, 432 nucleotides long. RefSeq lists its product as uncharacterized. NCBI's taxonomy places the organism in Eukaryota, Fungi, Ascomycota, Saccharomycetes, Phaffomycetales, Wickerhamomycetaceae. The record is from RefSeq and is a predicted model, not a curated record. Bases 1 to 432 code for a protein of 143 amino acids. The transcript has a single exon.